AUGAUUGUCUCAAGAUCACCAGAACUACGAACUUCCUUUUUAACAUUGGAAUAUGGUACAGGUGAUACUGAUCUAGAAAAAUUAUUGAAUGUAGCCCUAAAAAACCCUUCUUGUUGUGAUCAAGCUAAAGCAGCUCUUCGUGAUCUAAACUGUGCAGUUGAAUUUCAAGAACCUUGGAAAGGACCUCUGAAGUCUGUUGUGAUGGAUAGAUAGUAUUUGAUUUUUGUUAUAUAAACAUUUUUAAUAAAAU
Molecule: messenger RNA, 250 nt
Organism: Trichobilharzia szidati
Lineage: Eukaryota; Metazoa; Platyhelminthes; Trematoda; Strigeidida; Schistosomatidae
Source: the annotation of a GenBank genome assembly